Messenger RNA from Macrobrachium nipponense, 1218 nucleotides. RefSeq names its product gamma-glutamyl hydrolase-like. Lineage: Eukaryota; Metazoa; Arthropoda; Malacostraca; Decapoda; Palaemonidae. The transcript has 8 exons. Gene Ontology annotation, cellular component: vacuole. Gene Ontology annotation, biological process: tetrahydrofolylpolyglutamate metabolic process. The coding region runs from base 64 to 1032 and encodes 322 amino acids. Gene Ontology annotation, molecular function: gamma-glutamyl-peptidase activity. The record is from RefSeq and is a predicted model, not a curated record.
AGCGUUUCGUCUUAUCUUCUACUGCUCCAUUCCUUCAAUCAUCAGUCGCUCAGAGACACCGUCAUGGGAUCGUCGACUGCCUUUCACCUGGUCUUUGGCGCCCUGGCGGCAAAUGCACUGCCAACUGUCGACUACAACUUUCGACCAAUUAUUGGAGUCCUGUCGCAGGAGCCAUCGGAAAGUCUCCUGGACCUCCUGGAGGAUAAGAACUACACAUCCUACAUCGCUGCAUCCUACGUGAAGUACAUAGAAGGAUCGGGAGCCAGAGUGGUUCCAAUUCUCAUCGAUCAGGAUGACAGUUACUACGAGAACAUAGCGUCCUCAGUGAAUGGAAUACUAUUCCCCGGAGGAGCCGUGUCAAUAACCAAUAGCAGUGGCUACGGAGCUGCCGGGCAGAAACUGUAUGAACAUGUCAUCAGGGCAAACAUGGAGGGCAUAUACAUGCCGCUCUGGGGGACGUGUCUAGGCUUCGAAAUGAUAACUUACCUGGCGGCUGAUUUCCAGAGGUGGCUAACGCGUUGCGACGCCUCGAACAAGGCGGAUCGUCUCACGCUGCAAGAAGGGUACAUGGACUCCCGAAUUUUCGAGCAGAUGCCCGAUUACGUCAUCGACUACGUAAGGCUUCUAAACACUACUGUUAACUUCCACCGUUGGUGUAUGACACCUGAAGACUUCACGGCAUCGGGACUCUCAAAGGACUUCAAGGCCCUGGCCACCAGCUACGACUUCGACAAUCUCGAGUACGUGGCCCUUUUCGAACACAACCACCUCCCCAUCUUCGGGUCGCAGUUCCACCCCGAGAAGAACCCUUACGAGUGGGCGUCUGACGAAGGGCACUCGGCCAUCCCCCACGAUCCCUUUUCCGUGGGCGUCGCCCACUACUUCUCCAAUUUCUUCGUCAACCAAGCUCGCUACAACAAGCAAGCCUUCGCUACGAAGGAGGAGGAGCAAGAGGCUCUCAUCUACAACUACGACACCAUCUUCACCGAGGCUCUGGGGUCGUCCUUCACGGAGGCCUAUUUCUUCCGGUAAAAGGCUCCGCGGAAUGUACUUGCAGCAGCUCCCCUACCCCUCCCCGUCCCCAACAAAAGUCCCUCUAUAGGGGUGGGGGUAUGGUUUGUGAGGGAGGGGGAGCAAGCACUUUAGUACAGUUUGGUUACGCAGCACAACGUAGGCAGUGUUAAUAUUAGUGUGCACAUACUAAAUAUUAAUGUGAAG